This is a messenger RNA of Ziziphus jujuba (common jujube), 2189 nucleotides long. RefSeq lists its product as uncharacterized. Lineage: Eukaryota; Viridiplantae; Streptophyta; Magnoliopsida; Rosales; Rhamnaceae. The transcript has 3 exons. The record is from RefSeq and is a predicted model, not a curated record. The coding region runs from base 196 to 1641 and encodes 481 amino acids.
AGCAAAGUUAAAAGCCAUUUAAUCAAAUCUAGAGGCAAGUGUACCUACCAACCGAGGGGCAGAUAAAAGUUAAUGUACAAUAAUUAAUUCAAAACUAAAAAACCCUAGCUAUUCACAACUAGUUUUACUAGUUUGAGUAUACAAAAUAGCCAUAUGGUCGACCAUUCACUCGUCUAUAAAUAAAGCUACUUGUUCAUGUAUGUCUGCUCAAAAACUCAACUUUCCAUAUCAAAAAUGGUUGAACCAAAGGGUCGACCAGUUGGUGCCACAGAGUACAGUUGGUGUCGUGCUGUGCCCGGUGGCACUGGCAUAGCUGUGCUAGCACUUCAUACCUCCAAAGCCCCAGAUGUUACCUUCCUCCAAAAAGCCCUACAUAAGCUCCAAAACUCUCACCCAAUCCUCAAGUCCAGGCUUAUUUCCAAUACUUCCACAAACACCUUUUCCUUCCUCACUUCACCAACUCCUUUUGUUCAAGUCAGAUCAUUCAAUCCCUCAUCAACUUUUCAUAUUUUAGACAACUUGGCUAAUAAGCCUAGCAACCAGGAAGUGUCACAUUUCCAUUUGAUCCUUGAACAUGAAUUGAAUUUAAAUAGUUGGCAUUAUACUAGAAAUAUUAAUGGUAGUAGUCCGCCACAUAAUUGCACUGAUAUGUUUUUUGCUAGCAUCUAUGCUUUAUCCAACAGCAAGUGGGUAGUGGUGCUGCGGCUUCAUGUGUCGGCAUGUGACCGCACCACCGCGGUGUCGUUGCUGAGAGAGUUGUUGGUUUUGAUCGGUGAAGGUGAAAGCAGAGGGAUUCAGACGGAAAUGGAGAAGAAAGGAGAGGUCAAUUUGGGGAUUGAGAAGCUCAUCCCUUCUGGGAAGGCUAAGAAGCCUUUGUGGGCACAUGGAGUUGACAUGCUUAGUUACUCUGUGAAUUCAUUGAGGCUAACAAAUUUGAAAUUCGAAGAUACUAGAUCGUCUAGAUCUUCUGAGGUGGUAAGGUUGCAGCUGAACCAAAAUGAUACUGAGAAGAUUCUUAUUGGGUGCAAAUUGAGGGGGAUUAAACUGUGUGGAGCAUUGGUGGCUGCUGGAUUAAUGGCUGCACAUAAAUCUAAAAACCGAGUGGGUCACCAAAUGAAGAAGUAUGGAGUAGUGACCCUCACUGAUUGUCGCUCACUUCUUGAUCCACCUCUUUCCACUCAUCAUUAUGGAUUUUACCACUCUGCCAUCCUCAACACCCACUCCAUUAAAGGAGGAGAGGAGCUGUGGGACCUGGCCAAGAAGACCUACGGGGCUUUCGCGAACUCCAAGAACUCGACCAAACACUUCUCGGACAUGGCCGACCUGAACUUCCUGAUGUGCAAGGCCGUAGACAACCCGGCUUUGACCUCGUCGUCUUCCCUGAGAACCUCUUUCAUGUCGGUGUUCGAGGACACGGUGAUCGACGAUUCCGACGAGACGGGGCGUGGUCAGGUGGGGCUGGAGGACUACAUGGGUUGCGCAUCCGUGCACGGCGUCGGACCUUCCAUCGCAAUCUUUGACACCAUAAGGGAUGGUCGGCUCGACUGCGUAUGCGUUUAUCCCACGCCGUUGCACUCCAGGGAGCAGAUGUUUGAGUUGGUUCAUAACAUGAAGACGAUUCUCUUGGUUGCUAGCCAGUAAUUAACUUUGGUGGCCCGUUUAUUUUUUAUUGCAUUGUUAUUUUCGUCGUCGUCGUUGUCGUUGUUGUUGGUUUUUUUUUUUUUUUUUUUUUUUUUUUUUUUUUUUUGUAAAUUAUAGUGACUUUAUAACUAAAAGUAUAAUUUCUUAAAUUUAAUAACUAAACGAUUCCUGUCCCAAAAAAAAAAAAAAUGAUAUGGUCCGCAUUUUUGUGUUUGCUGUAACGUCAAAUGAGAUCUGUCACUAUACGAACCCGAAGGCCAUGUUAUGCGCAUUGAAUGGGGCUGUGAAAUUUGAACCAUGUACGAAAAUGGUCCAAACUUAUGGCUUAGCCUCUUCGACCUUUCUAUUGCAAAUCGUGGGGCCGAGGUUUUGUCUUUAUUUCAUAGGUAUGUAUGAUGGAUAUGUAUGGUUCAGUUGUGGGAUGCCUACAUAUUUCAGAAAAUAAACGUGUAUACUCAUCUCAUACAUGUACUAAAAUUAAGUGUGUGAGAAUUCAAUUUGAUACACAUCAAUAAUAAAUUUCGGAAACUUUUUAUGGCUUGCUUUUC